Leptopilina heterotoma is the source of this 1432-nucleotide messenger RNA. RefSeq lists its product as uncharacterized. The transcript has 4 exons. The coding region runs from base 377 to 1240 and encodes 287 amino acids. NCBI's taxonomy places the organism in Eukaryota, Metazoa, Arthropoda, Insecta, Hymenoptera, Figitidae. The record is from RefSeq and is a predicted model, not a curated record.
AUUUUGACAGAAACCGUUUCUUGAGUUUUGUGUAAUUUGUUCUUUUUUUGAGUUAAAAAAUUAGUUUAAUUAUUAUUAUCUUCGAGAAUUUUGUGACAGAGAUAUUGCUUUGCAUCAAAACAUUGAAAUUAACAUUUUCUGUUCUACUUUUAGUGUGAUAAUCGUAAUAAUUUAUCGCUGUAAUUUUGUGACAUAACCUCAAAGUGUUUAUUUAUAUUUUUUUGGCAGAAAAGUAAAAUGAUUUUUUUUAUUUAAAAAUGUAAAGAAAAUGUGGUAAUUUUGAUUCGAAAUGUGUUAUCUAGUGGAAAAAUAUCCACUGCCUUGAUUUAUGUGAUUUUUGAACAAUAGCAAUAAGUUUGAAGAAAGAACUUUAAAAAUGGAAAAAAAUUCGUCAACAACACCGAAAAAUAAAUUCAAAAUCAAAAGGAUUGGUUCAACUCCUGACAGUGACAAGAAGGUGAAUUUCAAUUCCUUGACAAGUGCUCGUUUUACAACUCGUCACAAAUCUACGACAAGUUUACACGAUCUUUCUCUCAAUGUUACUACAGCUUCUGCAAUUAAGAAAAAAAUUGGAAGUACACGUCAAUCUCUAGCAGCAACAAGUCUAGUGAACUCGUUUGGUUUGAAAAAAGCCGAGACUGAUAAUACAGAUACAGAAACUGGAUUACUUUAUGAUGAAUAUUUGAGAACAUUAAUGGCUGAUGUUCUACUAAAGAAGAAAGGAAUCGAAAAUGAGAAGAAGAUUUUAAAUCAGUUAGCAUCGUUAAGUAAAGAGCAAGACUUGGGCAAUGAAAAAUUAAUGAAAAUGAAAUCGAGAGAGAAAGACAUUCAUUAUUUGUCUGCUUUACAAAAUUAUCUCGACACACUUGUUACACAAAUAAGAUCAGAAUUUGAUGUUUUACAAGAUUCUCCCAUUAUGGAUGAUCUGGAAAAUUUACGAAUUCAACUGAGUCCAUUUGAUUUUCUACGAUGUCAAGGAAUUGAUCUGCCCACGACAAAUGCUGAGCAGCAUAAAUUUGAAGAUACUCUUAAUCAGUGUUAUAAAACAAUGAAAGAAGUGAGUGAUUUAGUGAAGGGAAAAGGUGAAAAUCUUGAAAAAGUCAAAACCGAAUUAGAGGAGUCGAUUGAAGUGCAGAGGAAAAUUGAGAGUCUUCAAAAGAAUUUACAUUUAUCGAUUAAUAAUCUACAAAUUUCCGUGAUGAAAUCAUCAUCGUUGUCGUUUGCUGAGAGUAUACCUUAAAAAGUUUUCAGUUAAACUAAUGCAAAUCUAAAGUUAUAUAUUUAUUAAAAGUCGCCUUCCGGUAAGAAAUUAAAAUAAUUCUAUUUUGUGAUAAUUAUAAUAAUUAAAUAUAAAUGACGCUUGUUUGUAGAUAUACAUUUUUGAAACUUUGUAUAUUUCAUUGCCAAGAAUUAAUACAAUUUUAAUAAUUUA